CGCCUCUGUAUCAUACUAACGAUAGUGUAGUCUCUUAGCUAUGAUCGGCGUCAUACUCAGCUUCGUCAUAACUAAUAACGGGGAGGGAUGGGGUUGGGAAACAGCUUCAGACGGCGAGCUCAAAUUCUCCAGCAACACUCACUCCGCCCACACCACCUUCCUCAACGCCUGGCUCGCCAACAUGUCGCAAGUAGUUCUAUCGCUUUGCUACAUGAACCUAAACAGCUUCUAUACCACCAUGACCAGCGCAACAGAGUGGAAUAAUCUAGCCUUUACAAGGAAAGGCCUUCGUGUCAGCGAGCCCAGAGGCGAACAGCAAAGUACAUACUUCCUCCAGCUUCCUUAUCGCUGGGCAAUGCCUUUGAUCGUCCUCGGUACGGCGUUGCAUUGGUUGUUGUCGCAGACAUUCUUCCUGGUGCGCAUCGACGUGUUCAAUGAAGAUGGCUACCUGACCACUGAGGGCUCCAGAUCUGCCUGCGGUACUUCAGUCUCAAGCUUCAUCGUCUUCUUCGUCGUGUUCUUUGGUCUUUGCAUCGCCGUUCGAGUGCAGGCGAGCAGGAAUCUUGUCACGGGUUUGCCGCAGGCGGCGUCGAAUAGCCUUGUCAUCAGCGCUGCGUGCCAUCCACCCAGCGAUGAGAUUGAUGCAAACAAAGCAGGACUAAGGAGCGACUUGAGAGAUAAGGGUUUUUCAAACGUUUGGACCUGGAAUGCGUGCAGUAUAAGGUUUUGUAGCCGCUGUCCAGGCUUUGGAUUUGACACUGGCCGCCAUGUGGUCGAAAAUGGAUCCACUUUGUCCGCGAACCGACUGACGUUUCACGGAGUGUCUGCCUACGAAGUCGAAGUAUUCAUUGGCAUUCCGGCCGCUACCACUCGUUGCUGCCAUGACCUGAAGCUUUGCGCCUGCAUGCGCACGGGUGUAUGCAGGUCAGAGGAACAAGCCGCUGGACAAGGCCUCACCCUGGGCCACCCAACAGGAGGGAACAGAGGUCGCGACCUCAUUAACCACUACAGGUUCCCAUCGCGAAGAGCCGCAUUUUCCGCUGCGCAAGACAGCUGAGCGUCGUCCGUUGUCUUUGUCGU
This is a messenger RNA of Didymella exigua CBS 183.55, 1080 nucleotides long. RefSeq lists its product as uncharacterized. NCBI's taxonomy places the organism in Eukaryota, Fungi, Ascomycota, Dothideomycetes, Pleosporales, Didymellaceae. Bases 41 to 1057 code for a protein of 338 amino acids. The transcript has a single exon. The record is from RefSeq and is a predicted model, not a curated record.